Messenger RNA from Chrysoperla carnea, 879 nucleotides. RefSeq names its product calmodulin-lysine N-methyltransferase. The record is from RefSeq and is a predicted model, not a curated record. The annotation marks the transcript as partial. NCBI's taxonomy places the organism in Eukaryota, Metazoa, Arthropoda, Insecta, Neuroptera, Chrysopidae. Gene Ontology annotation, cellular component: cytoplasm. Gene Ontology annotation, molecular function: calmodulin-lysine N-methyltransferase activity. The transcript is spliced from 2 exons.
ACAACUAUUAAUUCAAAAGAAAAAGUUUCCGUUGCUAAAAAACGUUGGGGGCUACUCGCUAAGGCUCUGCAGAGCCCAACUCAGCUUACAACACACUUGGAUAAAAUAUCAUUACGUCGAUUUUCAAGCUACACUUUAAUUGAAAGCAAUCGCUUAUUACAAGAUGUAAAUAAAUCCAUUCAUGAAGAAUGGUAUGAGUAUACAGCACGUUUUGAUGAAAAUCAUGCAUAUAGUGUACUAAUAUGCCAUCCAAAACGAACAUUUACACCCGCCGAAUUGAGUGGAUUCAAUAAUACGGGUAAUAUAUGUAUAUGGCCAUCAGAAGAAACAUUAGCAUAUUAUUCAUUAUCAAAUCCAAAUAUAUUUGCUGGACGUACAGUGCUAGAACUUGGCGGUGGAAUGUCAUGUUUAGCUGGCUUAAUGAUUGCAACACAUUUGAAUUCAGUUUGUGUACAUUUGACCGAUGGAAAUGCAACGGCUGUGGACAAUGUAUAUCGAUCAAUAAAAAAUAAUAUACCAAAAAAUAAUUGCUUAAUAUCAUGUUCUGUAUUAAAAUGGAAUCGUAAUGAAAAUAUUAAAGAUAUUAUUCCAUAUGAUAUUAUUAUAUGUGCCGAUUGUUUAUUCUUCGAUGAAUAUCGUAUCGAUUUAAUUGAAACAAUAUGGAAUCGUUUAACUGAUAAUGGUAUUGCAUUAGCAAUGGCUCCGAAUCGAGGUAAUACAUUACAAGAGUUUUUAAUUGAAGCAAAAUUCAAAGGUUUUUAUGUGAAAAAAAUGUAUUAUUAUAAUAAACGUGUUUGGGAUCGACAUGUAUCCUUGCUGGAUAAUCCUGAUUAUAAUGAAGAUAUACAUUAUCCAAUUUUAUUACAAUUGACCAAAAAA